This is a messenger RNA of Xylaria bambusicola, 2245 nucleotides long. Its product is annotated as thiolase-like protein. Gene Ontology annotation, molecular function: acyltransferase activity, transferring groups other than amino-acyl groups. The coding region runs from base 728 to 2104 and encodes 458 amino acids. NCBI's taxonomy places the organism in Eukaryota, Fungi, Ascomycota, Sordariomycetes, Xylariales, Xylariaceae. The record is from RefSeq and is a predicted model, not a curated record. The transcript is spliced from 2 exons.
GCGCCGGUCAUUUUCUUGGGGUAUUUUUCACUUAUACCCCUAUCGAAACCUAGUUUGCGCCGGUAACGAUGUAUAAUCGCCUAGACGAGAAGUUCAAUAAAGAAGACGCCUUUACAGUCGUACGGCUGAGCGACGUUAGUGACAACAGCAAAUCCAAGGACUUGCAUGUCAACCUACAGCAUCCUACAAUUGCCAUUACCCACCAGAUCUUCUCGGCCAAUUUCUACAAGUUUUGUAAUGUACAAGCCCACGUGAAUGAUACAUUCUGAUCAAAACUGCAUACUGGCAUCGGCUUUAUACUCGUAAGUACUCGUAAGUACCUAUUACCUACCUCUUAGGGCCAUGUAAGUGCUAAGCAGCUUUGGGCGUUGCCUCGGUAUGGGGGGCUUACCCCGCAUUCUCAGCAGAACGCUUUCCCUAAAGGAUACCAUCUAACCAAGGAUAGGGAGGUAUUGCCACUAAAGCAUACUAAAGCAAAGCUCCCGAGCUGGGGAAGAUGGCCGCUAACAACCGUACCUAGGUACUUAGUGUGCCCCCAAUACAUGUACAUAGUAGCUAUCUCAUGACUGCUUUCCUCAGUAUUUGACACCAGAUAUCCGGCGUUGACUAUCAAGCCAACAACCCUAACACCUCUUUAGAUUCUUGGUAUUGCCAGAAGAUCUGUGUAUUCUUGCACAUAUCAGCUUCGGCCAUCAAUCAAUUCCUCAAUUGUAAAACGCUGGAAAACAUGCCUGCCAAACAAAAGCAGCCCGUCUACGUGCUCGGCGUGGGCAUGACCAAGUUCAUCAAGCCUCGGGGCAAGGUCGACUAUACAGAGCUAGGCUUUGAGGCUGGUGUGAAAGCUAUGCUUGAUGCGCAAAUUAAUUACGACGAUGUAGAGCAAGGAAUUGCUUGCUAUUGCUACGGCGAUUCAACCUGCGGUCAGCGUGUCUUCUACCAGUUCGGCAUGACACAGAUCCCUAUCGUUAACGUCAACAACAACUGCUCAACCGGAUCAGCCGGUCUUGCCAUGGCCAGGAACACCAUUUCGUACGGCGGCGCCGACUGCAUCCUGGUUGUUGGGUUUGAGAAGAUGAUGCCUGGUAGCCUCCAGAGCUUCUUCAACGACCGCGAGAACCCCACCGGAACGUCAGUGAAGAUGAUGGCCGAGACUCGCGGCAUUACUAAUGCUCCUGGGGCCGCCCAAAUGUUUGGGAACGCCGGCAGAGAAUAUAUGGAAAGGUAUGGCGCCAAGGCGGAAGAUUUCGCAGAGAUUGGGCGCGUCAACCACGAGCACUCAACCCGCAACCCUUACUCGCAGUUUCAGGACGUCUACAGUCUAGAACAGAUCAUGAAGGCACCCAUGAUCCACGAACCUCUGACAAAGCUUCAAUGCUGUCCUACAUCAGAUGGCGGCGCUGCUGCUGUUCUCGUCUCUCAGGACUUUCUUGACGCACGACCACACCUCAAGGAUCAGGCCAUCCUGAUUGCCGGCCAGUGCCUUGCUACAGACGCCCCAAGUCUCUUCUCAAAGAGUGCUAUCGACUUGAUGGGUAUCGAUAUGACCAGACGCGCAAGGCAAGUUGCAAUGGAGGAGGCGAACAUUACACCUGAUGAUGUCCAGGUGUGUGAACUGCACGACUGCUUCUCUGCCAACGAGAUGAUCGUUAUCGAUGCGCUCGGCCUCUCGGAGCCAGGGAAGGCACACGAAUUGGUGCGCAGUGGCGGUAUUACAUACGGUGGUAAAGUCGUUGUCAACCCGUCCGGUGGCUUGAUAUCCAAGGGCCAUCCUCUUGGCGCAACUGGCAUUGCUCAGUGUGCCGAGCUGGUCUGGCACUUGAGGGGUUGGGCCAAUAACCGCGCUGUGCCCAACACCAAAUUCGCACUACAACAUAACCUCGGCCUCGGCGGAGCCGCUGUGGUGACGGUAUACGCUCGUCCCGACCGGAGCGUGGCUCCCAAGAUAGAUGAUGCAACCAUUGGCCAAAAGAACAAACUUGGAUAUAACCCUGCAGUUGUAGCUAAGGGCUUCACGGCUGAGCAAUGCAAAUCCGUCCUAAGCAAGACCAAAUUUAGCCCUUGGGCAAUCCAGGAUACUGAACAGAAAGUUGAGGCUAGGUUUUAAGCCGAAUGAAGCUCGGUAAAGGCUUGUAAAGAUCUCAAGAAAGUACUGUUCUUAUUGUUCGAUGUACCCCAAUGUAUAUAUAAAUAGGACAGAUGAAUGGAACGCUCUCUAAUUAAUGAAACAUAUCUACCUAUUCCCCUC